Rhinopithecus roxellana (golden snub-nosed monkey) is the source of this 1234-nucleotide messenger RNA. It is a transcript of the gene ZDHHC15, whose product is annotated as zinc finger DHHC-type containing 15. The transcript has 3 exons. Gene Ontology annotation, molecular function: palmitoyltransferase activity. Bases 402 to 833 code for a protein of 143 amino acids. NCBI's taxonomy places the organism in Eukaryota, Metazoa, Chordata, Mammalia, Primates, Cercopithecidae. The record is from RefSeq and is a predicted model, not a curated record.
GGGCGGACGCAGUGCAGUAAGAGCAGAUGGGCGGACCCAAAUUUCUUCUGCUUCACGAUUUUGCGGAGGUCCAGCCCUGCAUCCAGCCUUGAAACACAGGGUGGGGAGGAGGCGGAAAGGGGAGGGACUGUACUCCCUCUGAGCGUGCUAGCCCCGAUUGCCUGACGGAUCACCCUUCCGCUCCAACACCGCUAGUUCCUCAACGCAGUGACUCAAGCCUAUUGUGCCAGGCGGGGCGCACUCAGCAGCACAGCCCCACAGGUGGCGACGGCUCGGUGAGAGGGUUCCCGCCAGGCUAGGCAGUGGAGUGCCGCACAGCGCGCCUUCCCGCCUCGCAGCCGCCACCCUAGCGGUUCCGACCCGGCGCCAGCAGGCCUGCUUGGUCGAUCUUCGAGCCAAAGAUGCGGCGAGGCUGGAAGAUGGCUCUGUCUGGGGGGCUGCGGUGCUGCCGCCGGGUACUGUCCUGGGUGCCAGUGCUCGUUAUUGUCCUCGUCGUGCUCUGGUCCUACUAUGCCUACGUCUUUGAACUCUGCCUGGUUAUUUACCUCAUACUCUACCAUGCCAUCUUUGUGUUCUUUACCUGGACCUACUGGAAGUCUAUCUUUACACUCCCACAGCAGCCAAACCAGAAGUUCCACUUGUCCUACACAGACAAGGAGCGCUAUGAAAAUGAAGAGAGACCUGAGGUCCAGAAGCAGAUGCUUGUUGAUAUGGCCAAAAAGCUACCGGUUUACACAAGAACUGGAAGUGGAGGUCAGUUCAUCCAAAGGCAGCUAGAGAGGCAGCUCAGCAAGUAUCUCAGAAAGGCUAAGUCAUAUAUGUUCUCAAACUAGCCCCUUUUUUAUCCUCCCGUCUUCUGAAAACCACUAUGGAGAUUUUUCUCUACAUUUUAUUUUUUUAAAAUUUUAAACACAUAUCAAAGCUGGAAGAAUUAUAUAGUAAACACCUGUAUACCCCAAACUGGAUUCUACUGCUAACAUUUUUCUAUGUUGCUUUAUCACAUAUCUGUCCGCAUAUGCAUAUCUCUAUCUUUCAUCAAACCAUCUUAUUUUUCAGAUGCAUUUCAAAGUAAAUAGCUGACAUCAGUAAGAUAUAUACCUAAAUAUUUUAUUCUGUUUUGGUAAAAUGUACGUACAAACACAUGCAUAAUCUUAAGUGUACAAUUCUAUGUGUUUUGAAAACCCUGCACAUCUGUGUAACUAAACCCCCAAUAAAAUUGCCAUCACCUCAGAAA